Molecule: messenger RNA, 969 nt
Organism: Stylonychia lemnae
Lineage: Eukaryota; Ciliophora; Spirotrichea; Sporadotrichida; Oxytrichidae
Source: the annotation of a GenBank genome assembly
AUGAAUUUUCCUACAACACUGAGUGAAGAAGAUAGACUUUACAGAGCACCUUGGUUUACUGUUCUUGCUUGUAAUGUAAUCUUGUACAUUAUAGCAUAGAGAAUAAAGGAUAAUGGAAUCGUAGAUAUUUCCUGGGGACUUGUAUUUCUAAUGCCAAAUUUAGCUAUCUUAACUAUCAAUUACAAUCUGAACAUGCGUACUUAUUUAGUUACCUCCAUGAUUACAGUAUGGGCGAUUAGAAUGGCUUUGAGCAAUGGCCUUAGACAUAACGGGGAAGAUUGGCGAUAUGCUGAGAUGAGGUAAAAUUGGAUGAAAAAGGGCAAGUGCUUCUACUACGUUGCUGCUUUUGUGUUCAUCUAUUUCACAUAAACCAUCUUUCAAUGUCUGAUGUGUUGUUCUUCAUUCUACAUAAAUGCUUUCUCUCCUGACAUCAAAGAAUAUGAAAUUUUGGAUUAUAUAGGAGCUGGAGUCUGGUUUAUUGGGUUUUUAAUAGAAUUAGUGGCAGACUUGCAAUUAUAGAUUUUUAGGAGGAAUCCAAUUAAUAAAGGGAAGCUUUUAACCACAGGUUUGUGGAAAUUUUCGCGUCAUCCUAAUUAUUUUGGAGAAGCACUCCUAUGGUGGGGAAUUUACAUCAUCGCUUGCACAAUCAAGAUGGGCUGGAUUACAGUUUUCUCGCCUGUCAUAUUAACCUUUCUAUUGAGAUUUGUGUCAGGGGUUCCUCUUCUUGAAAAUAAAUACAAAGAGAGGCAGGACUUUAAAAAUUAUGUCAAAUAAACAAACUGUUUUAUUCUCUGGAUCCCUUCAAAAGUAGAGACAGUUGUUGAGGAAUUCAGUCUCAACUCAACCAGAAGUUUGUAGAUGCUAAAAGAAAUAGACCUUGAGAGAGAGGAAGUUAAAUCCAUCAGUAGCAAUGAAGAUGAAUUUGUUAAGAAAAAGCCUUCUGUUGCUAUCAGACCUAUCAUUGUAUGA